GACGUUUUUUUAUUAGAUUUUUUAUGUCAAAAGCGAUUUCUCAGGACAAAUCCAUCUCCUUGUUCGUUUAGUUUAUGUGAGAAGAGCGUUCAGUGCGAAUGUGUUUCGAUUUUCGUUCGAUUUAUCUUAAGAGUAUCUGAUUGUUAAGUUCCUAUCAUUCUAAGGGUUUUACACUCUCCAAACUACUUUGCAAACCUAAAUGCAUGGAUAGUUUGGUUUAUUUUCAUUUAAUUAUUAUUUAAUUUAUAUUUACAAUGUCAUCCCAAUUAACAUUCACUAUUGAACCUGACCCAGAGAACCGAAGUAUGACUGAGUCAGUGGGGUCACACUCUGAUUUAUCAGGAAACACAGGAAACGUAGGAAACACAACAAAUACAGGAACUGCAGGAAAUUCAGGAAAUACAGGAAACACAGUGCAAAUAGGCAGUCAGAGUAAUAAUAAACAACAACAAAUGGAUGUUGUUUGCAUUAUGGAUUUGACUGAAACAGACCAUCAAGCAGCUGACCGUAAAAAAGCCUUAGAAGAAGUGAAGGCAGCAUGUACUCAAGUUGGUGCAAAGUUCAGCCAUAUUACGUUCGACAAGAUGGAUGUCGCUGAGGCCGACGAGGUGAGCAGCUUCUACAGCGCAGACGUGGCAAUAGUGGACCUCUCAGUACUUAUACAGCAGAGCACGCUUUUCUACCACUUAGGUGUUCGCGAAAGCUUUCAUAUGAGACAUAAUAUCCUGCUAUUUAACGAUACCGAUACCGACGCAGCAGUGAGACUAAAGCUCUCUUGUGGAAGUUAUUCGUUCGUCUCUUACGCCGUGAAUAAAAACAGCAACACCUGUUUUGUCACCGCGGCCGCAGCUAGGGGAGACGAAAUCAUGGAGCAGCUACGGCAGAGAUUGGGCUGGAUGCUCAAGGAUGUCGAGGUGCAAAGCAAGUUGUUUUUAAAAGAAAAGUUCUUGGACGACUUGAAGAAAAUCCGGGAUAGUUUGACUGGUUCUGAUCUGGAAGAGGCUCUUCAAGUGAUGAGAAGACGCCUUAACGACCCCCACGUAUUAUCCGGAGAAGUUAUCCUCAACAUGCUCUUCUGUUUCCGGGAUAUCCAGGACUACGACUCGAUGGUAGAGCUCGUAGACGAUUUACGUACUUUACCAUCGUCCAAAAACUGCAUCAACUCUUACGUAUUAUAUUGGUACGCCUUUGCUCUGAACAGACGAAACUGGAACGGAGACAGGGAAAAAGCACUGAGAGUCUGCCUUAAAGCUCUCAAGAAGAAAGAAAACAAUUUCCCUGACAUGAUUUGCCUGUGUGGUAGGAUAUACAAGGACAAGUUUGUCGAAUCAAACCACAUUGACCAGGACAGUUUGAACCAGGCAAUUUAUUGGUACAGGAGAGGAUUCGAAGUCCAACAGAAUGCCUACGCUGGGAUAAACCUUGCCACACUUCUGGUUAUAACAGGGGCUGCAUUUGAAACUUCUGAGGAACUUCAACGUAUUGGAAUGGUCUUGAACAAUUUGAUAGGAAAGAAGGGCGGUUUGGAGUCCUUGCAGGAUUACUGGGACGUAGCAACCUUCUUCGAAAUUUCCGUCCUUGUGCAACGUUACGGUAGCGCCAUCCAGGCUGCUGAACGUAUGUUCAAACUAAAACCUCCAGAUUGGUACCUGCAAUCCACAGUGGGAAACAUAGUACUCAUAGAUAAGUUUAGGAAGAAGAAAUCGGCCGAGAAGACUCCAGAAGAAAGGAUUUUCUACUUUUGGAUGGAAUUCUUCGUGGAAACGACUAAAAAACCAGGAGAUUGCUGUUUCUGGUUUCCAGCUUUGGUCCUUGAACCAAACCAGGUGUUCCUGCCCUCAUACGUCUGUGUAAAUUUAGAAAUCGAACAGCCGUCCAUUCAGAUUAACAAUUUGUGCCUGAAACAAUUAAAAGGAGUCUGCAACCAGAUACACGAGUGGGAGUUCACAGCGAACAUGAUCCGAUCCUUUAGCAUAUGCAAACGGGACCAUAGAUGCCUGUUCAUUUACUGCAAUUCAGACACCUUUGAGGUCUUCUUCCCAACGGAUGAAAUUAGAUUGAAGGUUUUUGCGUUGAUGCAAGGGCUAAAUGGGGAAAAGGAAGGCAUAUUCGUGAACAUUGACACGCCUACAGAAAUUGAUUAUGAGUACGACUCAGACGAACAAGGAAAGAGAGUGAUCUUGGGAAAAGGGACCUUUGGAGUCGUUUAUGCUGCCAGAGAUUUGAACACACAAGUUCGUAUUGCUGUAAAAGAAGUACCAGAGAAGAAUUUGAGCUUGGUGCAACCCUUACACGAAGAAAUUCGUCUUCACUCGCAGCUGAGACAUCGAAACAUAGUUCGAUACCUGGGAUCGAUUUCAGAAGACAACAUUUUCAAAAUAUUCAUGGAGCAGGUUCCUGGGGGUUCUCUUAGUGCCCUUUUACGUUCCAAAUGGGGCCCACUAAAAGGCAACGAACGCACAAUAGCCUUCUACACGAAACAAAUAUUGCAAGGACUCAAAUAUUUGCACGAUCAAAACAUUGUGCACAGAGACAUUAAAGGGGACAACGUUCUAGUUAAUACGUACAGCGGGAUUUUAAAAAUAUCCGAUUUUGGGACGUCAAAGAGGCUCGCAGGACUGUGCACUGUUACAGAAACAUUUACAGGUACUCUUCAGUACAUGGCCCCCGAAGUAAUUACUAGAGGACAGAGGGGUUACGGGGCUCCAGCAGAUAUUUGGUCUCUGGGUUGUACGGUGGUAGAAAUGGCAACUGGAGACCCUCCUUUCAUUGAACUGGGAUCAGCACAGGCGGCACUUUUCAGAGUGGGAUAUUACAAGGCACAUCCUCUGGUUCCUGUAGAACUUUCUGACUGCGCAAAGAAUUUCAUUCUCCGAUGCUUCGAGGCCGAUCCUGAUAAAAGAGCAACGGCAGCGCAACUUUUGGAUGAUCCGUUUUUGGGUAAGUGACUGUUAGAAAUAAAAAGUUUUUGUAGUUUGUUUAAUUUGUUCUACAUAUGUUGUUGUUCCACUGCAGUUCGGCCAUAUUUUGUCUCUAUUACUUUUUUGGUUUUCUCAAAUGCAAUAAGUCAAUCCCUUCAAUUCGAGGGAUGAAAAUAACUUAAAUUUAUUAAAUAUAAAUGAAUUCAAGAAACCCUAAUAU
Agrilus planipennis (emerald ash borer) is the source of this 3141-nucleotide messenger RNA. Its product is annotated as mitogen-activated protein kinase kinase kinase 15. Gene Ontology annotation, molecular function: ATP binding; protein binding; protein kinase activity. NCBI's taxonomy places the organism in Eukaryota, Metazoa, Arthropoda, Insecta, Coleoptera, Buprestidae. The record is from RefSeq and is a predicted model, not a curated record. Gene Ontology annotation, biological process: MAPK cascade; protein phosphorylation. Bases 255 to 2948 code for a protein of 897 amino acids. The transcript is spliced from 9 exons.